Molecule: messenger RNA, 2199 nt
Organism: Sporisorium graminicola
Lineage: Eukaryota; Fungi; Basidiomycota; Ustilaginomycetes; Ustilaginales; Ustilaginaceae
Exons: 1
Coding region: 1-2199 (732 amino acids)
Source: RefSeq, a predicted model, not a curated record
AUGAACACGAGAACUUCACAUCCUAUCAUUGUAGACGAUGAAGAGAUGCCCCGGUCUUCAGCCGCUUCGCGCGUCUCUUUGGCCAACCUUCUAGGCCCCAGCGGUCCAGGAUCCUCGCCAUAUGCCAAUACUCCGCGCACGUCGCCUCGUAAACGUUCCAGCGCCGAUGCAUCCGGCUCCAAUUUGCAACUUGCACCAGAGACGGCCAACGGAAGCAGUAAUGGCGACCUUCGCGACCACAGACACUCAGACGUCUCCUCACCGCAACAUGCCGCAACAACAGAGCCCGAACACGAACAGGCCUUCCACGAUGCAGCAGAGCACGUGCCAGAGGAUGUAUUGAUGGUAGACGCAAAUGGGGAGAACGCGCAGGAGAAUGAGCCCGAGGAUGAUGACGAAGAAGAAGACGAUGAUGAUGAGGACGACGAUGAAGACAAGGCCACCACCGACGCAGGCAGUGCAUCAGAAGGGGAAGGUGACGGCGACGACAAGGGUGAAGGCUCUUCGUCAAAAGACGGGGUCAAGUCCGGCGAGACUGCAGCCGCGCCCAAAAAGCGUUCUCGACGCCGCAGUCCGUCUCCGCCAGAAGUCGUAGCACCGCCCGCACCCAAGCGACCAUCUGUCCGCAUCGACAUUCUCGAACCUAGGCAAGGUGGCUAUCUAAUCAAUGUUCCCGAGCUGGUGCUUGCCAAGCUCAAAGAGGAGGAUCAUCCAUGGGCUAAGUGGUACGAGGAGCAGUUGCUUCAAGCCGCAGAGCCCGAGCCCGUCGCUCCACCGCAGGCGGCUCCCGAGGUUCCUCCGGGACUGGAAGGCUUCGGUGGUCUUGCUAAGCUGCUGGCCAAGUAUCCUACCGCGGAAGAAUCUGGCUCGCCUUCGGGCGCAGGCGCAAGCGGCGCCAGCAAAAAGCGCCGACGACCCAACGACGACAAAUACGACAUUGGCCAGUACGACGUGCGAGAUCCCUUCGUUGAUGACUCGGAGCUCAACAUCGACGAGCCCACGCACUUUGCCAAGCCGAAAGCAGACGGCUUCUAUGUCACGCAGGGUCCCGUGGAGCUUGCCAAAGCCAAAGCCAUGGGCAAAGGUCAGCCUAUUCCGGUCAAGGACAGGCCCAAACCGCUCAGCAUUCGGGACUCCAAGUUUGGAUUCGCCGGGUCUCUCAACAAGCUCGUUGCCAGGAAAGCGCAGCAGGGUGCCGAAUUGCCUCCCAUGCCUUCUACAGGUUCUCCAUCCAUGCAGUUGGGUUCGCUCCUCAACAGCGGCGAUCCUGGCAGCCCCUCAGUAGCUGCGGCUUCGGCACUCACCAACACGCAACGGCUAGAGGGCACUCGCGACUCGCCCAUCAAGGUCGACGACAUUGAUUCAAGUUCGUCCAAGCUCUCCAAGAAGAACCGCUACCCUACUUUGCCCGUGGAUCCGCGUCUCCAAGCCGCGUUCGAUGAGCUCAAGAAGAAAGUUGACGCAGAGAACUUUGCGGUCAAGACCAAGUUCCCUCCUGCGCUCAAGCCGCCUCUGGUGGAGACGGCCAAGCUUGCCGUCAUGCUCGGCGAGUACGACGACAACUUCUUCAAUCAUCUGCCCACCAUCUUCCCGUACAACCGUUUCACGAUGAUGAAGCUGGUCAAGCGCGAAUUCUUCCCGCACCAUAUCAAGUACUUCGAAGAUCUCAAGCAGGAGCACCUCGACAAGCUUGGCGCCAUGAUCCGCGACAGCUUUCCGCAGCAGCUUGCCGACUUUGAAGCGGCACACAAAGCGUGGCUGGAACGAGGCGAAGCACCGAAGGACGGGGAAGCUGCUGAAGCCAUCAAAGGCCCCAAGGAGACGAAUGGUGCUGACGAGUCGAUGGAUGUGGACGCAUCAAAGGAUGGGGAAGACGAAAACGUCGAGCCGACCAAGCGCUGGAAGUGGACCGAGGAGAUGCGAGAGGAGGUGUUUGUCCUCAUCACCAUCGAAAACGCCAUGAGUGAGAUUCGCAACGAGAAGCACAAGCUGGAAAACUCGGCGGAGCAGUAUAGCGAGAUCAAUGCACGCAAAGCUUGCUACAAGCAGAUGUUCGAGCUGUUCCCCGAGGAUGGCUGGACCACCUCGACCAACAUCUCGCGAGAGUAUGCGCAGAUCAAGAAGAAGAAGGACCGUCAAGAAGCGAGGGGCGAGGAGCUCUUUGCCGACUCUCGUGCCAGCAGCGCUGUCCCGGCCUGA